AUGCGAACUAAUACGUAUAGUGAAGCAAUAAAUGUAAUAUUUUAUAUAUACAGUUAUAUAGAGUAAAAGAAAAAAUUAGUAUCAUCUUAUCUAUUUUAGGUAUAUAUUAUGGCAACUGCUAUUCAAAAGAAUGGCAUGAAACCUUUAACAAACACGUCAAUAAACCACGUAGAGGAUGUAAAGAACUUAGAUAAUACCGAUAUAUGUAAAGAAGAAAAAGAUGAAAGAAUAUUUGAUGGGCAAGUUCAACCUUACAUGGAGUCCCAUGAACAAGAACCUCGUGAAUUGGAUAUUGUUAUCAAUAAUGUAGUUUGCAGUUUCAGCGUUAGAUGUCAUUUAAAUUUACGAGAAAUUGCACUAAAUGGAUCUAACGUGGAAUAUAGAAGAGAGAAUGGGAUGAUAACUAUGAAAUUAAGGAGACCGUAUACUACUGCUUCUAUAUGGUCUUCUGGUAAAGUAACAUGCACUGGUGCAACUAGCGAAGGCCAAGCAAAGGUCGCAGCUCGCCGUUUUGCGCGUUCGCUUCAGAAAUUGGGAUUUAAAGUGCGAUUUAAUAAUUAUAGAGUAGUCAAUGUAUUAGGUACAUGCUGUAUGCCAUUUGCAAUCAAGAUAACAUCAUUUUCAUCGUGUCAUAAAGAAAAUGCAGAUUACGAACCAGAAUUACAUCCUGGUGUCACAUAUAAACUAAAAGAACCAAAAGCUACGUUAAAAAUAUUUUCUACUGGAAGUGUCACUGUAACAGGUUUGUUUCAUCAAUGGACUCCCAAUGUUGCUGCUGUCCAAGCUGCGAUUGAAUAUAUUUAUCCACUAGUCUAUGAAUUUCGUAAGGAAAGAACAGCAGAGGAUGAACUUGCCUUAACGACAAAGAAGCGUAGAAUGGGGUUAAGUAAAAAAAGUCGUGAUGAUAAGUUCCUACAUGAUGAUCCAGAUUAUAUAUACGAUACCAUGUUCACUGACGAGGAAGAAGAAGAAGAGGAAGAAGAGGAAGAGGGUGAGAGUGAUGCCAGUUGGGACUGA
Molecule: messenger RNA, 1017 nt
Organism: Heterotrigona itama
Lineage: Eukaryota; Metazoa; Arthropoda; Insecta; Hymenoptera; Apidae
Source: the annotation of a GenBank genome assembly